GGCCUAUUUGCCUAUUUGGAUUUCAGACAAUAAACCCACGGAGAGGGUUAGAAGACGGCGAAAUAUCCGCAACGAGCUCGUGGAAAUGGCGACGACGGUGGUGCCGCUCGCCGCGGCCAUGGCCGCCGCUCCAAGGUCUCGCCUCCGGGGCGCCCCAGACCUCUCCCCGUUCCUCGGGAUCCGCCCGCUCCUCUGCCGCUCUCCGCGCGGCGUCGCCUGCGCCCUUCGCCGACCUUCCAAGUACAAGAAUAAAAUUAAGAACGAGGUGGUGGUAGCAGAGGAUGACAUUGAUGGCGGUGACGAGAACGACGACGACGACGAGGGUGGGUUGGAAGCGCUUUUCAAGCAGCUGGAAGAAGAUCUGAAGAACGACGAUUUGUCUGUCGAGGAUGAUGAUGAUGAUGAAAUAUCAGAGGAAGACAUGGCCAGGUUUGAACAGGUAUUGGCAGAAGCCAUUGGAGAUGUCGAUGUUGCUGAUGAAUCUGCAGUAGAUUUGGUGUCAGGCUCCGAAGUUGCUGGUAAUGAUGAGGCAGCAGAUCCAGUCGAACGGCCAGAGCUCAAAAGCUGGCAGCUCCGGAGAUUGGCUCGUGCAAUGCAAAUCGGUCGGCGUAAAACUAGUAUAAAGAAUCUUGCAGGGGAGCUUGGCCUGGAUAGGGGUUUGGUCAUUGAAUUGCUCCGCAAUCCGCCUCCAGAACUUCUACUUAUGUCUGAUUCUUUGCCUGAUGAAGCACCCUCUAAACCUGAAACUAAGGAAAUAGAGCCCUCUCCAGUAGCUGAUGAGGUUGUAGUUGAUGAGAUUGAUGCCACUGAAGCCAAUCCACAGAUGGACCUCCCGGUUCAUGUCAUGAGCACAGAAUGGUCUGCGCAGAAAAGGCUGAAAAAGGCGCAACUGGAAACACUGGAAAAAGUUUACUUCAAAUCCAAACGCCCCACUAAUACUAUGAUCAGUAGCAUAGUUCAAGUUACAAGCCUUCCACGAAAGACCAUUAUUAAGUGGUUUGAGGAUAGAAGGGAGCAAGAUGGUGUACCAGACCGUCGCGCCGCAUACAUGAGAUCCCUAUCUGAGACGGUGGCUAGUUGAUAACUUCAGAUAAGCUUGUGUUAUAGUGUUCUCUUUUAGGUCUGAACUACGUAGGAAUUUGUAAAUUCAAACUGUGAAAUGCAACCAGUUUCAUAAGGCCAACACGGCGUAUCUUUUA
This is a messenger RNA of Triticum urartu, 1199 nucleotides long. It is a transcript of the gene OCP3, whose product is annotated as overexpressor of cationic peroxidase 3. Lineage: Eukaryota; Viridiplantae; Streptophyta; Magnoliopsida; Poales; Poaceae. Gene Ontology annotation, cellular component: nucleus. Gene Ontology annotation, molecular function: DNA binding; DNA-binding transcription factor activity, RNA polymerase II-specific. The record is from RefSeq and is a predicted model, not a curated record. Gene Ontology annotation, biological process: regulation of transcription by RNA polymerase II.